This is a messenger RNA of Symbiodinium natans, 1731 nucleotides long. Lineage: Eukaryota; Dinophyceae; Suessiales; Symbiodiniaceae. The record is from the annotation of a GenBank genome assembly.
AUGGCCAUGCUCUUCAACAGCUUCACGGUCUCCUGCAAAUCCGUGCCGGAGUUCAUGGCCCGGGCCCUCUAUGGCCCCAUCUCCCUUUCCCUGGCCCUUCAACCCCAUCACCAAACAAGCACCCCCAGCAAAGAAACUUUUGAGGGGAGAUCUAUACUUCGCCCGCUUCUUGCCGAGGCCUGGGCUCUGGAGCUGUCUCAUGUGGCUCACGCCAUGGAGGAGAUGGUCCUCGCCAUCCAAAAGGGGCUCGACAGGGCAGAGUUGAAGCUCGUGGCGCUCGCGAAGGCAAUGUCUGAUGCCGUGCAAACCGCCUCCGAUCAAACAAAAACCACGGCGGACGAGGAAGUGUUGGACUUCGACAUCGCUGAGUACACGAAGUGCGGCUCAAAGAGGAAGGACGCAGAGAAGAAAAAGGCGCACUACGGCAAGGGAAACAAGGCGCGUACGGAAGGAGAUUGGAACUGCCCGAAGUGCAAAUUCCUUGUCUGCGCCGUCAAGGAGGAGUGCACGAAGUGCGGCGUAAAGAGGAAGGAUGCAGAGCGGGUCCGAGAAGAUAUGGCUGCCGAGGGACUCCUUCGCAGGGCGAAGCUCGAAGCAUACUGCAGCAUGGUCCAGAUCUCGAGACUGGACCCUGCUCAGCAGGCGAAGGAAAGCAGGAAACUGAUGAGGACCUGGCAUCCGGACAAGAAUGCCAACAAGGUGGCUGAAGCAUCGGCCAAGACCCCUGCUGCCGAGCCAAGAACGACUCUUGCCCUGCAUUUGCGUGUUGGUUCAAGUCCUCGAAGCAUUCCGGAAACACCCGAAGAUGACACGGCUCAGGUGACAGCGAUAGUUGGACAUGUGGCGUGUGAAGCAGUCACUAACUGGCAUGGGGUUGCGGCAGCCGUGGCGGCAGAGGAACUUCAGCCGAUCGCCACGACUCCUUUCUCCGAGGGAAACCAACCAAAAAUCGGCGAAAAAAUCGACGAGGAUGCGGCGGCGCUGGCGGCAGCGAGCCUUGCUUGCACGUCUGGACAGAGUACAAGAUGUACAAGUACCGUAGCUGUCUUGUUUGCAACGGGCCUGAAAUGGCCUGAGAAGACCAGUGUCUGUGAGUCAGGAGAGCCGAGAAGCCCGCAAGGAGAAGAAGCGCUUGCUUUGGACGAGGUGGCUGAAACAUCGGCCAAGACCCCUCCUUCGGAGCCAAGAACGAAAGCGUCUCAGCAAGACUUGGGAGCCUUGCAGACAUCGGCCCAGGCAAAGGAGGAACUUCAGCCGAUCGCCACGACUCCUUUCUCCGAGGGAAACCAACCAAAAAUCGGCGAAAAAAUCGACGAGGAUGCGGCGGCGCUGGCGGCAGCGAGUGGCGCCGAGAGUUUGGAGAACAGAGCGACACGACUUCGUCCAGAAAAGCAGGAGCCGAGAAGCCCGCAAGCGCGUGCUUUGGACGAGAUGGCUGAAACAUCGGCCAAGACCCCUCCUUCGGAGCCAAGAACGAAAGCGUCUCAGCAAGACUUGGGAGCCUUGCAGACAUCGGCCCAGGCAAAGGAGGCGGUCACAAACUGGCAUGGUGUGGAGGGCCGUGUUGACUUCGUGGAGCAGGCCGUCGUGGACCUCAACAUUGAGGCAGCAACGGGAAGCGCAUUUUUGCACACCAUCAAGAUGCGUGACCCCUUCCAGAAUGAACAAGGUUCGAGAGCUGCGGGGCCUUCUCCUGGCCUUGCAGGCUGGCCCCAGCUCCUGCGUCAGUAG